CCACAAUCUUUUUUUUUUAAAUGAAAGUGUUGAAAACAAUAAUGGAUAAUGUAAAUAACAGAUUUGCUUGUACUAUAAAAAAUGUAUAUAGUAGCUAAACAGUUUAUUUUAAAUUAUUACAUUGUGGUGUAAAAUCUCAUAUAGGAGACAAUACUAUAAGUCCUUUUGUGUUUCCUCCGAGCAUGACCACACUCUAUUCCCCUCCCCAGGAUUAUGGUGGCAGCGGGGUGGUGUUCUUAGUUGGUGGUACUGUGGCAUUGGUAGCCUGUUAUGUCAUAGGAGCACGAAUCGAUCGGUGGACUCCCACGUUUAAACAGAGAGAGCACAACCUACCUCUUGCAGCACUGGGAGCCUCUAUGCAGAUGAUGGGGUUUAUUGGGUUUAUCAUUGGGGCCCGUUACCAGAUAACUGCCCCAGGGGAGGGUCAGCUAGCAGCUCUCUGCGUCCUAAACAUUCUGUUGGCAGGAGCCUCCUCUGGACUCUAUGGGCUCAUCUUACAACGUCUGCUGAAGAGCUACUACGACGUGGAUUGUUUCAUCAACACCACAAUAGCUGGCAUGGUAACUGUGUGUGCAGGGGCCAAUAGCUACAUCCCUGGAAUCUCAGUAAUGUGUGGAGCCACCUCAUCAUUUUUCUAUUUCAUAAUGGAGUGGUUAGUAUUGAGGAAUAAGAUUGAUGAUCCACUGCAUGUCAUUUCAGGGCUGGGGCACAGCACGGGGAGGAAGGAGUACAAAGUGGUUAAGUGA
Acipenser ruthenus (sterlet) is the source of this 746-nucleotide messenger RNA. Its product is annotated as putative ammonium transporter 1. The record is from RefSeq and is a predicted model, not a curated record. Gene Ontology annotation, molecular function: ammonium channel activity. Gene Ontology annotation, biological process: ammonium transmembrane transport; ammonium homeostasis. Bases 183 to 746 code for a protein of 187 amino acids. Gene Ontology annotation, cellular component: membrane. Lineage: Eukaryota; Metazoa; Chordata; Actinopteri; Acipenseriformes; Acipenseridae. The transcript is spliced from 4 exons.